AUGGCUUCCAGCAAAUCACCAGACCAGGAUUUUGAGGAUAAGAUCCGAAAAGUUAGCGACGGGUUCCUUGAGAUAUGCCGCACUUUAUACGCAGAAAACAAAGCACUGGCUGCCGAAGUCCGGCACUUGACUCGGAAGAAUUCCGAGCUGCAGGCUCAGGUAUCACAAAAACAUACUGCAGAAGGCCAUUUUGUCAAGAGAGAGAUAGAAGUGGCCACUUCCCAAUCACCCAACAAAUCGGCAACAAGUACUGUUCUCAGCACGGAACAGCCCCAGUCUUUGAGCAUAGCAGAGUCCAUGUUUCCACCUUCAAAGAUGCGAAAAAUUGAGUAUGAGCUAGAAAGCUGUGCGAUGGGUGCAUCAAUUGGGGCAUCUAUACCAGACAACGGUGACGUGAUAUGGAUCCCUCAAACGCAGAUUUCUUCGCCCAUAAUAGGAGGCGAUGAAGAAGAUUACGACCAUGAUGAUUAUAACGAUAACGACGAAAACCAGAACGAAAAUGAGAGCGCCAGCCAUCCAUUCACAAGUGCAACGUAUCUAUCAGCUGAAGACAUGAGCAUGCGUGAAAAAUCGCCUGAACUGGUGACUAAGGCGUUGACACAGCCAAAAAAGGUCCUUGACGAUUUAGAAAUAUCAGAUAGCGAAUUGGAAGACGUUGAUUUGGUAUACGGUGAGGAUUCUCCUAAGCCAAAAGAGUCACGUCCCACGCAACAAACACCGUCCAAAGAGGCCAGCCAAGGUCAAUUGUGGACUCCCAAAACUGCCACAAAGCCCAAAGUGGAACACGAUGAAAACACAAUUGACCUCUCAAUCAACCCUGCGGCCAACAGAUUUUGGGUUCUGGAGGACUUCAAGCCGAACCCCAAGACAAACUAUAAUCUGCCGUAUGCCUUCAAGGCCAGUCGAAUGGGCAAAGACAUUCAGGCUCCCAAGUGCAGAUGUAGUAAGUGUCUUGCAAUUGCAGAGAUCGUUGGAAAGACUGAGACCCACCACCGGAUCAAGGCCGUUUGGAAAAGUAAUGAUACUAACGUCCUGGCACCUCAAAUCCAGGACCAGUUCGAUAACGUCAUCCAUCGUGACAACACUGAGAUCUGGGGAAGGCCUGACUCUCCUCCGGGCUUCAGCAGGUCUGAUUUCCCGACCACUCAAGAGAGGCUCCAAGACAGAGAGAAAAGCGAGGUGCUCAACAGAGCAAAAACUCUGGAAAGACUAUUGCAGGCCGUGCAAGUGGACGGGCAAUUCAAAGGGCCAAUGCCUCCCCAAGUUGGAAAGUAUAUAUUCAGGAGUGAUACUUUCAACGGUGCAGUAAGAAGUGGAAAUUAUGUCAUGGAUCACAGUUUGUUUGUGAGAGAUGAAUGA
Molecule: messenger RNA, 1359 nt
Organism: Kuraishia capsulata CBS 1993
Lineage: Eukaryota; Fungi; Ascomycota; Pichiomycetes; Pichiales; Pichiaceae
Exons: 2
Coding region: 1-1359 (452 amino acids)
Source: RefSeq, a predicted model, not a curated record